UUAUAAUCGUAUGCAGUAUUACUAAGCGUGCAAUGACGUGAAUCGUGCUUCUUUUACUUUCUUUUAAAUUGGGAAAUUUCACAGAGACUGCGGACUAAACUUAGCAAACACACAUUGCUUAAUAGACUAAGUGUACCUUGAUGUUAAAUAACUCUAGACGAUAGAGUUCGUUUCAUCUUCCGUGAUCACUGCAACGGAUUUGAUUUGAGCGGAUUUAUUUGUUGCACGGAAAAUCCUUUGCAACCUACUCCUGCAUGGUUUUUGUUCUUUUUUCUUUUUUUCUUUGCACUUUAACUACAUCUAUAUCGUCAUUCUUCGUUUUUUUUUUUUUUCUUUUUGUACAUCAUUUGGGCGCUUAAUAAAUACUGUUUUUUAAUCAAUGCAAAAGCGCAAAUCUUCUUUACCUAUCAUCUCUACCGCAGCGUCUUUUAAAGCACCUGACAGCCCGUUUCUAAAAAAAGUUUGUACAGAUACCCAGAAAAGAUAUUAUGCAGGAACAGCUACACCAUUUAAAAAUGACGAAGAUCUGCUGGCCGAUCUAGAAAUAGGACAGUUCGAUUCUAUGGCUGGCAACGAAUCGCCAGUUAUGGAAGAGAGACAAUUUUCAUCUCUGUUUGAAGCAGGAAGUGGUUAUGAUCAAUCACCUUCGAGAACAAAUAGUCAUAAUCAAAAUGGAUUAAUGGACAUGAUGCAAAAGUUUAUUGAUGACCAUCAAGAUCAGCCAGAUCUGUUUCGUUGUGGCAACUUGAACGAAGAAGAUAACGAGGAGGAGGAGGAGGAGGAGGAGGAAGAAGAGGAAGAGGAAGAAGUAGUAGAAGAGGAAGAUACCUCUAUAAGCACUGGCCGUUGUACAGCAAAUCAUUCUAGACAGCCUGUUCGACGAUCCCUUAUGAGGGAAUUAUUACUAUCCAGUAAUCUUUAUAGGCAACCAGAAGAACCUGAACCAAAACGACGAAAAAGUUCGUCCUUUGUUGAUGUCUUCGUACUCGAUACGGACGAUGAAGAAGACGAAGCAGCCGCAAUUGAAGAAGAGGGGAGUCAGAACGAGAAUAUAGAGGACGAUGAAGUGACUACUAUGGAAGAUAAAACGACUUUACCAUUGAGUCAAUCGUACGUACGACCAGCAGCAGGCAAAUUUGACGAAGAAGCAGCCAACUUCUUUUCCGGCCUCAAUGACGAUUUGGAUGAAGCAAAAAUACCAGAAUUUGAAGUAGCGCCUGCUGCCAAAGUCAGUCAGCUACAGGAACAGAUUAGAAAGCCAAGACCAUGGAUAACCGAAUGGCCACAUUUCUUUACAGAGGACUAUUUUGAGAAAUAUACGUGCGAAAGUAGGAUUGUUCUCACAGACGAAGAUAAGCAGCAGCAACCCUAUAGUAAUAGGAGCAACAUUUACCCUUUUUUCGAAACGGAAUAUUGUAAUCUGGGUUUAUUAGAUGUUGGUGAAUAUGCACAAGUGUAUAAAGUGAGCCUUUCUAAUAACUCUAUCAUAUCAACAACUGCUUCAGAACAGGAAGAAAAAGUAGAAGAGUUUGAAGAAGAAGCUGAAGCAGAUGAAACUGAGGGCAAAGAGAGUAUUACACAGGAAACUGAAGAGAUAACAACGCGUCGUGCUACAGCAAUAAAGAGAUCGAAAACAGUCUUUGCAGGUUGGGAUGAUCGAUGGCGACAAAUAAUGGAAGUAAACUAUUUGCAACAGUUAAAACACAGCGAUCAUUGUAUUCAUAUGCAUAAAGCUUGGGAAGAAAGAGGUUAUCUGUAUAUAGAAUUUGAAUUCUGCUCAGGAGGAAGUCUUGAUAAAUUUAUGGAACAUUACAACCGCAAGAUUGACGAAGCCACAGUGUGGCAAAUCCUACAUGAACUUGUGCAUGGCAUACAUGAUAUACAUGAAGCUAGUAUAGCCCAUCUGGACCUCAAACCAGCAAAUAUACUUGUCAAUGACGAAGGCUGCAUCAAAAUAAGCGAUUUCGGCACGAUACUCGGUGGGUAAAAGGUGAAGGUGAUCGACAGUAUAUGGCACCAGAGCUAUUAAGAGAGAGCUAUGUUCCAUCGGCUGACAUAUUCAGUUUGGGACUCAUUUUGCUCGAAUUGGCGUCAGGCCUUCCAUUACCCGAUACCGGUGAAGCUUGGGAAAUGCUUCGAGAAGGCGAUAUCUCAAGGCAAAAAAGCGCACUGAUGAGCGUGUCACCAGAUUUAAUAG
This is a messenger RNA of Mycotypha africana, 2197 nucleotides long. RefSeq lists its product as uncharacterized. The transcript is spliced from 4 exons. The record is from RefSeq and is a predicted model, not a curated record. Gene Ontology annotation, biological process: protein phosphorylation. Bases 380 to 1987 code for a protein of 535 amino acids. Gene Ontology annotation, molecular function: ATP binding; protein kinase activity. NCBI's taxonomy places the organism in Eukaryota, Fungi, Mucoromycota, Mucoromycetes, Mucorales, Mycotyphaceae.